Megalopta genalis is the source of this 761-nucleotide messenger RNA. NCBI's taxonomy places the organism in Eukaryota, Metazoa, Arthropoda, Insecta, Hymenoptera, Halictidae. The record is from RefSeq and is a predicted model, not a curated record.
AAUAAAUAAGAAUUAAGCGUGUAUUAAUAAAAAGAAAAGUUUGCAACAAACUUUUAUUAUAAACUUCCGUGAUUGAAUAUAAAAGUACUACGAUCUAGGAACGUUGCUAUGUAAAAAUGUUUAAUCUUCUGUAUUUGAGAACCAGUUGUACAAGAAUAAAUGUAAUUAACAAAUUACAAUUUGUUUAUCAAGGACUGAAGGGGAAUAGUAAAGUUAAAGACUGUACAUUUUAUAAGAAAUAUCAUACUUCCCUUAAAAAUUCUAGCGAAGUAACUGGCUCAAGAUACAAAAUAUCAGAUUCACAAUCAAAGAAGGAAAUAGACACCUUAAAUCCAAAUACAAAUAUACAAAACAAUGUAUUACUAUACAAGCGGGAAAGUUAUGCUUUUUAUUUCCUGAGAUUUGUUGGAUUUGGGUCAUUGAUAUUAGCUAUACGGUUGGCGUAUAGGUUGUAUAAUGAAAAAGUUAAAGAUACUUGGAAAACAUCUACAUCUAUAAAAGAAAAUAUAAGAAUUAAUGGAUUCAAUAUUCUAUUUUUGAUCUAUGGAGCAUUGACAGGACCUCUGAUACUUUGGACUGUAUAUAUAAUAUGUAGUAGAUAUGUAAAAUAUAUUAUUUUACAUAAGGGAGGUAAAGAAGUAUCUAUAAUUACUUAUCAUUUAUUUAAAGAAGAAGCAGCUCUAAAAAUUCCUACACGUGAGGUACAAACUAUUGUUGCAAGAAACGAAACGGAGGCCUAUGUAUUAAUGAAAGAAUGGUAA